This is a messenger RNA of Rotaria sp. Silwood2, 999 nucleotides long. The record is from the annotation of a GenBank genome assembly. NCBI's taxonomy places the organism in Eukaryota, Metazoa, Rotifera, Eurotatoria, Philodinida, Philodinidae.
AUGUCAUCGUCUUCAUCUUUCAUCGAUACGCUUUCUACGAUUCAAACAACUCUAACACUUUGCGUUUAUCCAGUAUGGCUUACAUUUGGCUGUAUCGGAUGUUUACUUAAUCUUAUCGUUUUUUCUCGUCCACAAUUACGAACAACUUCUUGUUCUAUUUACUUUUUGGCAGCAUCUGUAGAUCAUUUAAUGACAUUAAUUGUUGGUAUUGGACCAGUCGUGUAUAGUCUUAAUAAUCCUGAUCCACAAAUAGAAUCACUUUUAUUUUGUAAACUACGUGGUUAUAUAUUUCAAAUAUGUUUAAUGCUUUCUCGUUGGUUUGUUGCUUUUGCUUGCAUUGAUCGUUAUGCAUUAACUUCUGAAAAAAUUCAUUUAAGAAAUUUUGCUAAACCGAAAAUAGCAUAUCGUAUAAUCAUUAUCAUUAUUAUUUUUUGGUCAAUUAUUUGUUCUCAUAGACUUAUAUUUUAUGGAAUCAAAGGUGAAUUCUGUGGCAUUAUGAAUAAUAUGACAGCAGCACUUUAUCAUAGUCUUUAUGUUAUUAUUGGAGGUGGUAUAUUACCAGCAAUGAUUAUGAUGAUAUGCGCAUAUCUUAUUCGUCGAAAUCUUGCACAUAAACAUCGAAGACGAACACAGCUAUCAUUAGGUAAUUAUCAACGAAAUCCACUUGAUCAACAAGUUCUUCAUAUAUUAUUUGUGCAAAUUAUAUGUUAUAUUAUAUUUACAACUCCUCAAUUAUGUAAUUUAGUGUUUAAUAUAAUCUCAAUAACAACUUCUGAUCGAUCAAGUGAACAUUUAGCUCUUGAAUCAUUUUUUAGUUUUCUAGCAGAAUUAAUGCUGUAUUUAUUUCCAGUUACAUCAUUUUACCUAUACACACUCACAUCUCGUACAUUUCGUAAAGAAUUAAUCAAAUAUUUUCGUUCAAUGUUUUGUCGGAAUAAUCGAAUUGUAUCAUUUACUCAUGGUACUACUAUUGAUUAUCCAUUUCGUACAUGUACUUGA